UAUAACUAUCUACCUACUUCAGGUGCGGAUGUAUAUUCAUUUUUUAUCAAAGAAAUAUGUACAAUGCUUCUUUAAAAAACCUAUACGGACAUACAGUUAUACCUAUUGUAUUUCUUGCAUAUUGGUCUUAUGAUGAUUUCAGUAACAUGUAAAAAUUAAAAUUAAGAAUGAAAUGUAUUUAUUCAUGGAAUACAAAAAACUCAAAAAAUAUGUGUUGCAAAUGAAGUAAACUUGUCCCGUUCUGUUUUAUUUCCGUAACAACGCUAGUCAACAAAUUACUUUUUAUAGAAACGAAAGUAUUAUAUCAUAUUUUUAUUAUUUUCAUUUUCAGUUUUGAAUAAAUAUAGACGAUAAAAAGUUGUAUUUUAUAAUAUAAUAUUGUAUCCACAACGAUGAUAGACUUAGGAGUAUUUAAUUUCUUAUCAGCGAUGAAAAACCGCCGGCAGUUUGUGCGGCCCGUAGAGGAGAGUAUUUCUCCGAUAGUGGACAUUGCGAUGAAAGCGAACAAGAUCCAGCGAGACGACCUACAACCGUUGGAAGCACUGAGGACACGCAUUGCUUACGCAUUAAAGCAGAUCGACAAAUUGGAAAUUAGUAGGCACAGGGCAGCAGUGGCUAUGCGAUUGGAGUAUUUGGAUUUGAUGGAGGAUAGACGUUUGUUGAUGAAACUGAAAAACAAAUCACCAGUUUCAAGGAGCACACAGACAUUUAAUGAAAAGAAACCAUGUCGAGUCAGGUUUGAAAUACCUCCAGUGACAUGGGAAGAAGAGACGAUGCAACAGAUGUGGCUGUACCCAAAAUCAAUAACACCGUAUUUAACAAAAAUUUGCGUCAUUUCAAAGUUUAUUUUGAUGCAUUUAUCAAAUCCAGUUAUACUGCGCAAAAUAGCCAAAAAAAUAUAUGUUGGAUUUGGAAAACUUAUUCAAAUAACAACGACAGUUGAUGUUCCAAACAACACUACUACGAUUAACUUCAGAGGUUUUCCACGACAUUCCACAUAAAUUUGUAAAAUUAAGGGUUAAAAAUUGAAAAACAAUUUGCAACUUAUAAUCUACUCUCCAGAUGGUUUCAACGUUAUAAAUAGAGGUAUUUA
Molecule: messenger RNA, 1093 nt
Organism: Myzus persicae (green peach aphid)
Lineage: Eukaryota; Metazoa; Arthropoda; Insecta; Hemiptera; Aphididae
Exons: 2
Coding region: 393-1001 (202 amino acids)
Source: RefSeq, a predicted model, not a curated record